Molecule: messenger RNA, 639 nt
Organism: Cinara cedri
Lineage: Eukaryota; Metazoa; Arthropoda; Insecta; Hemiptera; Aphididae
Source: the annotation of a GenBank genome assembly
AUGAGUUCUGAUAUAAAUAAUGGUUAUGCAAAGGUACAAUAUAAGUAUGUAUGGAGAGAUGGAAAGGCAAUGUGGGAACCUAUAUAUCAAAAUGCAAAUGUCAAGGUAGAACCUACAAGUGAAGAUGCAAAUGUAGAAGAAUCUACUUAUGCUGAGCUAAGUUUUACCUCAUUACCAACACAAGGUAAGAAUGGUCCUUCAACUAAUGAAAAAAAACAUACCUAUGCUAAGCUAAUAAAUGUUGAGAUGAUGAGAAGGCCUCUUCCACCAGUACCAGUGGAAACUGAUGCAGAAGAACAUACUUAUGCUACUAUAGCGCCAGAAAUUCUACCAUCAGAGAAAAAAGUUCAGAGAAUGAAAAGCAUAUUAGAGAGUAUCAAAGAUUUCUUUGUGAACCUUUUCAAGUCUAAAAAAAUUGCACCAGAUUAUGGGCUGCAAGCUAAUGAGCACUGGAUUGCUGCUGUUGCAUCAGCAGAUUAUGAACUGAGGACCAAUGAGCACUGGUGUGCUGCUAUUGCACAUUCAACUAUGAGUUCUCCAGAUGAGGACGCGGCUAAAAGCCUAAAAAGUAGGCCUAACAGUAAGGUAAAGGAACUUAACGUUGCGCAAGAUACUAUAGUAAUGUCUACCUAUUGUUAA